AUGGAUUCACCAGCCGAAACUUCGUCAAUUUCAGGCGAGACUUUCUCAAUGACUGAUUCUCCAGCAGCAGAGUCGCCACCUCCCGAAUCACAUCCUCCGCCUAGCUUACGGUCCCAAAGAAAUGAUAAUGAAGAACAAGAGACCAGACUAUGUGCUGCCAAGGCUCUACACCAGAAUUCUGUUUUGACUAUGCAUGUUAUUGCGAGUGGAGAGUCGCCUGCUCGGACACGAUUGAAGAUGUUGAGGUACUUGACGAGUUUGCCUCAACCAUCGAAUGAAGGAGUGACAUCAAAUUCGGGAUCGUCUACCCAGAAGCGUAAAGAAAGUUCGUGGAUCCAACCGGCUACAAUGUUCUCCCUCUUCACACACAAGGCCGGCCGCCGUUGUAUUGAAAUCAACACUAAAAAGAACAACAGCGGCAACGACGAUACUGAAGAAAACUUGCCAAAUAGUAUUUAUUAA
Messenger RNA from Paraglomus brasilianum, 462 nucleotides. NCBI's taxonomy places the organism in Eukaryota, Fungi, Glomeromycota, Glomeromycetes, Paraglomerales, Paraglomeraceae. The record is from the annotation of a GenBank genome assembly.